AAACAAGAUGAGGCUGUAGGCAGCUCCUUCCUCCCCAUAGCCCUUCUCAGGCGUAACUCUCGGCCUGUGUGCCUGCCCCAGGCAGGCCGAGGCUCCAACCAGAGACCUGGCGUCGGAGCCCCUCGCCUGUGCCUUCUUCACUCAGCUCAGGAGCGCUGAGCCCCCGGGCCCCGCCUUUGGUACGACUUGGCGCUGGGCGCCUCUCCUCUCCCAGCACGGAAGGUUGCACCACCACAGGAAAGCAUGACAUGUCCCCAACUGUCCCCUCUGGCCACAUCUCCCCUCCCGGCAACUCCCUUGACAGCCCGAUUGGCCGCCCCCCACCUGAGGCCCCGGCUCUCACUCCUGCCGCUUCCAGGAAGCCCUGCCACGGGGGGGCGCCGGGGCCCGAGGUGUGGAAGCUGUGACAGAGGCAUGCGCUAGACCACACCUAAACCGCGGACGAUGCGACACCCGGAGCCCUCCCUACCCCGACCCUGCGGAGGCAAACCUGCGGGGAGGACCCAGACCAUCUGCAAAUCAGGAAGGCAGGGUGUGUGAGAGCCACUGCCGGGAACUGCGUGAAGCCAACCUGCCCGUGCGCUGUCGUGCAGCACCCCGGCCGCCAGCGCUGCCUGCUGCCUUCUGCUCCUGUAGCUCGGAGGACCCAGAGCCGGCGACACAGCCUCCUCCCACCCUCUGUGACCCAGCAGCCGGGGCGGCAUCCUCCUCGUCCCUUGGAACCCGAACACCCAGCGCUGGCCAUGGAGCCCUGCCGGUCCCUGGCCCUGCUUGCUGGCUCCCUGGGCCUGGCGUCCUCCCUGGUGGCCAUCAGCACCGACUUCUGGAUAGUGGCCAUGGGGCCCACUUCAGCUCACUCGGGCCUCUGGCCGAGAGGCGGUCAGGAAGGUCAAAUCAAAGGCUACAUCCACGUGACGCAGAGCUUCUGCGUCCUGGCCGCCCUGUGGAGCCUGGUGGCUGUGGGCUUCCUGGUGCUGUCCUGCAUCCCUUCCCUGUCCGCCCCUGGCCGAGGGCCUCUGGUCUCCACCAUCACCGCGUUUGCUGCAGCUCUCUCCAUGCUGGUGGCCAUGGCGGUGUACACCAGUGAACGCUGGGGCCAGGCUCCGCACCCGCAGGUCCAGACCUUCUUCUGCUGGUCCUUCUACCUGGGCUGGGUCUCCAUGGUCCUGUUCCUCUGUACAGGUGCCCUGAGUCUGGGCGCUCACUGUGGUACACACCGGCCCGGCUAUGAAACCUUGUGAGCAGGGGAGAAGGCCAGGAUGCAUGUGAGCGCUGGGCCCCCGGAGUGUCCUCAGGAGCCGUGGAAGGAAGGCUGGACCCUGCCCCUGCCCUGCCCCUCCCUCCCUCCCAAUCCACCCCCCUUCAUUUAUUUCUUCAGUCAUUCAAUAAAAAAUUUGCUAAAAUCUGGUUAUUCCAAG
Molecule: messenger RNA, 1418 nt
Organism: Chinchilla lanigera (long-tailed chinchilla)
Lineage: Eukaryota; Metazoa; Chordata; Mammalia; Rodentia; Chinchillidae
Gene: Nkg7
Product: natural killer cell granule protein 7
Exons: 4
Coding region: 744-1241 (165 amino acids)
Cellular component (GO): plasma membrane
Source: RefSeq, a predicted model, not a curated record